This is a messenger RNA of Solanum tuberosum (potato), 1871 nucleotides long. RefSeq names its product cytochrome P450 76A2-like. The transcript has 2 exons. Bases 48 to 1610 code for a protein of 520 amino acids. Lineage: Eukaryota; Viridiplantae; Streptophyta; Magnoliopsida; Solanales; Solanaceae. Gene Ontology annotation, molecular function: oxidoreductase activity, acting on paired donors, with incorporation or reduction of molecular oxygen; heme binding; iron ion binding. The record is from RefSeq and is a predicted model, not a curated record.
UCCGUCACAUAAUUUAUAGCAAACUCACUAAAAAAAGUAUAGGAGAGAUGGAAUGGGAAUGGAGUUAUCUGUGUUUUUCUUCAAUCAUCUUAUUACCAGUUUUGAUCCUAUUUUUUUCUCAGAAAAAGACUACAAAAUGUUCUUACAAAUUACCUCCAGGACCACCUGGAUUACCAUUUUUUGGUAACAUGUUUGAACUAGGAACAGAGCCCUACAAAAGAAUGGCAGCUCUAAAACAGAAAUAUGGCCCUGUAUUGUGGUUAAAACUUGGCACCUCAACCAACAUUAUGGUUGUUCAAACAGCUCCGGCUGCUGCAGAAUUAUUUAAGAACCAUGAUACUUCCUUUGCGGAUCGAUUCAUACCUGAUGUAAAUCAGGCACAUAGUUACUAUCAAGGGUCCUUGGCCAUAGGCCGAUAUGGCUCAUUUUGGCGCUUUCAGAGACGGAUAUGUACUGUGGAAAUGUUUGUACACAAAAGAAUCAGUGAAACAGUGCCAGUAAGGCGAAGAUGUGUGGAUAAUAUGUUAAAAUGGAUAGAGAAAGAAGCGAAUUCAGCUGAAAAAGGAAGUGGGAUUGAGGUAACACGUUUUGUGUUCCUAGCAUCGUUUAAUAUGCUAGGGAAUUUGAUUCUGUCGAAAGACUUGGCUGAUCCAGAAUCCGAGGAAGCCUCGGAUUUCUUCAAUGCCAUGAAGAGAAUCAUGGAGUGGUCAGGUAUUGCUAAUGUUUCUGACAUAUUUCCAUUUCUUAGAAAGUUUGAUUUUCAAAAAUUGAGGAAGAAGAUGGCACGAGACAUGGGGAAGGCCAUUGAGAUCAUGUCUAUGUUUCUCAAGGAACGCGAGGAAGAGCGAAAGAAGGGUGCGGAGAAGGGGAAAGAUUUCUUGGAUGUGUUGCUUGAAUUUGAAGGCACUGGAAAAGAUGAGCCAGCUAAAUUAUCAGAACAUGAGAUCAAAGUAUUAAUAGUGGAAAUGUUUUUGGCCGGUUCAGAGACGACGAGCAGCAGCGUAGAAUGGGCACUAACAGAGCUCUUGCGCCAUCCAGAAGCAAUGGACAAAGUGAAAACAGAGAUAUCAAAAGUAAUAGGACCAAACAGCAAGUUUGAAGAAAGUGACAUCGAAAACCUUCCUUAUAUGCAAGCUGUAAUCAAAGAAUCGCUUCGUUUACAUCCUCCUCUGCCUUUCUUGCUCCCAAGAGAGACAAUUCAAGACACAAAGUUCAUGGGGUACGACAUACCAAAAGGAACUCGAGUUCUGGUGAACACCUGGGCUAUUGGAAGAGAUCCUGAAUGUUGGGACGACCCUAUGAGUUUCAAGCCCGAGAGGUUUCUUGGCUCAAAAAUAGACGUGAAGGGUCAGCAUUAUGAGCUAAUUCCAUUUGGUGCAGGACGGAGGAUGUGUGUUGGCUUGCCUUUAGGCCAUCGAAUGAUGCAUUUUGCUCUGGGAUCAUUGCUUCAUGAAUUCGAUUGGGAGCUUCCUAAUGGUGUCUCUCCUAAAUCUAUCAAUAUGGAUGAAAGCAUGGGUGCAACAGCCAGAAAACGUGACUCUUUGAAAGUAAUACCAAAAAAGGCUUUAGAACUCAUCAAUCUUUUCGAGCCAACAAGUAUGUCUUUAUAAUUAUGUAUGCAUUUUUUUUGCAUAUGUUCCUUAUAAUAAGUAUUUGCAAUCUUAGUAGCUCAGUUGGUUGACCACCUAAAAUUUAACCUUGUUGGUGAAUGUUCGAUUCCCCACCCUACCCCAUUUUAAAAAAAUGUAUUUGUAAUGCUAACUGGAGUUUCUUUAGUACAAUAUUUAUAGUAUGUAUCUAGAUCUUUGUCAACAAGAUUGUAAUUUGGAGAAAUUCAUGUGUGAUAAAUGUAAUACUUAAAAUCAAUUUUA